This is a messenger RNA of Cuscuta europaea, 2069 nucleotides long. The record is from the annotation of a GenBank genome assembly. Lineage: Eukaryota; Viridiplantae; Streptophyta; Magnoliopsida; Solanales; Convolvulaceae.
GCCCAUCUAAGACCCCUAGAGUUGAAAUUAGAGACUUUAAUAUAUCUAAUUUGGAGCGUGAUCCUGGACUUCGAAAAUUAAUUUGGGAUUACAAUCCUAAUGAACAAGAAGAGGUUCGCCGAGCUUAUAUUCAAUUUGGGCCAUAUCAACCCAUUCCCCCAAAUCUUCUAAUUAUGUUGAUAAGAAUGGACGACGAUUUCUUCCAUCUUGGUAUAAGUUAUUUCCAGAUUGGCUAGAGUUUUCACCCAGCAAGAAUGCUGCUUAUUGUUUACCAUGCUUUCUAUUCAAUAAGCCAUUUGGUCGUCAUGGGAGCACUUUUACUGUUGAGGGGUUCCGGUCAUGGAAGAAAGUUAAUGAAGGAUCUCAAUGCCCUUUUCUUAAUCACAUGGGAAUGCUCCAAGAAACGCGUCAUACACUUCUCCAAGUGUUCAAAAAGAGAUUCUUUCUGUUUUGGCAACUAAGGUCCAACACUAUAUUCGAGAAGAGAUUGGCGAUUCAAAGUUCUGCAUACUAGUUGAUGAAGCUCGUGAUGAGUCCAAGAGAGAGCAAAUGGCGAUUGUAUUGAGAUUCGUUGAUAAAGAAGGCUUCAUUCGUGAAAGAUUUUUUGAUAUAGUUCAUGUUAAAGAGACUACAUCAUUAGCUGUGGAGAAAGGAAUUUCAGAAGUUCUAUCUCGUUAUUGUCUUAGUGUGGCGAAUAUUCGAGGACAAGGAUACGACGGAGCAAGCAAUAUGCGUGGUGAAUGGAAUGGUUUGCAGGCCUUAUUUUUACAAAAGUCUCCAUUUGCCUAUUAUGUUCAUUGUCUUGCUCACCGGCUUCAAUUAACAUUGGUUGCUACUUCCAAAGAGGAUUGAUCAACUGAGAGACUUUGAGUCAUUACAUAUUGAGGAGAUGAUCACAAACGGUGAUAUUGAAACUGGUAAGGGGAAAAACCAAGUUGGCACUCUCCAACGUCCGGGAGAUACUCGUUGGGGUUCCCAUUUAACCUCACUUCGCAGUUUGGUAAGGAUGUUUAAUUCUACUUGUGAUGUGUUGCGAGACAUAAUUAAAUCUGGGAGCAUGACACAGAGGAGUGAAGCUGAUGGAGUGUAUGAUGUGAUAACAUCUUUUGAGUUUGUGUUUAUUUUACAUCUCAUGAUUGAUGUGCUUGCAGUGACAGAUGAUUUGUCUCAAGCCUUGCAGCGUAAAUCUCAAGAUAUACUGAAUGCAAUGCAUUUAGUGUCAUCAACAAAAGAGCUUCUCCAAAAAAUGAGAGAACAUGGAUGGGAUCUCUUACUUGAGAAAGUGAAGUUAUUCUGUUCUCAACAUGGAAUAGAAAUUCCAAAUUUCAGUGCUGCAUACAAAGCUGGGCGAGGUCGACCCCGCCAUCAAAGAAACAACAAAGAUUGUCUUACAUUGGAGCAUCACUAUAAGUUUGAUAUAUUUAACUCUGUUGUGGAUAAGCUUAUGCUAGAACUGAAUUAUCGCUUCAAGGAUGAUGUUGUAGAGUUACUUGUUCUGAGUUCUGCUUUGGAUCCAAGAGAUGAUUAUAAGUCUUUUCAGGUUGAAGAUAUAUGCAAACUUGUGAACAAGUUUUAUCCUGAUGAUUUCUCUACAAUGGAAAAGGAACACUUGAGGAUUCAGCUGGAGCAUUUCAAAUUUGAUGCUCAACAAAAUCUAGAGUUGAAGAAAGCAUCAACACUAGCGGAAUUGUGUGAAUUAAUGACGAAGACUCGGAAGUCAACCAUUUAUCCUCUUGUUGAUAGGAUAAUCCGUCUCUUACUAACUCUUCCAGUUUCAACGGCAACCACAGAAAGAGCAUUUUCAGCCAUGAAAAUUGUGAAGACUUGCCUCCGAAAUAAAAUGGAGGAUGACUUUCUUUCAAGCUACCUGGUGACAUAUAUAGAGAGAGACAUAGCUCGGGGGUUUUCAACAGAUUCUAUCAUUGAUGACUUUGAUCUUUUAAAAAAUCGUAGAGUGCAAUUUAGAAUGCCUAACUUUCAUACGUAGAAGGGGUUGAAUGAAAAUUCCUAUUUUGUUGUUUUUUGCUGAAGUUAUGUGAAAUAUUAUGCAUUUGGUAAUCUAAACAUUU